CUUCAAUUGGCAAGAAGAACCUUUCAUCAUUUACUGCCCACUUCGUCCCACCAAUUGUGCCGCCCUAUACUCCUCCACUAUGACUUCCAUUCAAGUCCCCAACCCGGCCUUCUAUAAGUGGCCUGCCAGCGCCACCGGAGAAUACAUCGCUGCUCGUCGCGCCUUGUUGGAGAAAGAAUACGCGCUCCGCAACCAGAUCGAGGAAGUAGCCUCACAGCGCCGAGCCCUUCCUCUUGGGCCCAUUCUCCCAACCUAUACCUUCGAAGAAGGACCCAAAGACCUCGCCGCAUCUUCUCCAAUCACGAAAGUUACUUUGUCCGACGUUGCAAAGCCCGGUAGUCUCAGCCACAAAACCCUCGUCGUGUACCACUUGAUGAUGGGGGAGAACGCGACGAAAGCGUGUCCGGGGUGCAGUAUGUUCGUCGAUGGCUUGAACGGCGUGGCCAAGCAUCUGGCUCAGCGCUUCAACCUGGUCGUUAUCGCUAAGGCACCACUUCCCGUGAUUCGCGAAUAUGCGAUGAAAAGGGGUUGGCACGACCUUCGUUUCUUGUCUUCUUUUGGGAAUUCGUUCAAUAAGGAUAUGGGAGUCGAGGCUCCGGAGUGGAUGGACGAUAUGCCUCAAGGCCCGGGAAUGAGUGUGUUCAAGUAUGAGGAAGAUGAUGGAGAAGGAAAGGUCCGAUUUUUAUAUCAGACUAAUCCGCAUUUCGACAGGGAUGUGAUCCGUGGAAUGGAUCUUUUGACUCCAGUUUGGAAUAUAUUAGAUAUUACCCCAGAAGGACGUGGCGAUUGGGACCCGGGUUUUGAGUAUGUCGAAAAGUGGGAUGGCGUUAAGUUUUGA
Lindgomyces ingoldianus is the source of this 838-nucleotide messenger RNA. RefSeq names its product DUF899-domain-containing protein. Bases 80 to 838 code for a protein of 252 amino acids. The record is from RefSeq and is a predicted model, not a curated record. The transcript has a single exon. NCBI's taxonomy places the organism in Eukaryota, Fungi, Ascomycota, Dothideomycetes, Pleosporales, Lindgomycetaceae.